Molecule: messenger RNA, 1578 nt
Organism: Menidia menidia (Atlantic silverside)
Lineage: Eukaryota; Metazoa; Chordata; Actinopteri; Atheriniformes; Atherinopsidae
Source: the annotation of a GenBank genome assembly
CUUUAAAAGUACAUUGUUCUAUACUUAAUAAUUUCCUUGAAAUGCUUCCAAAAAUGUAAACAAUAAUUGAAAAACACACUGAGCAACAUGGCUGUCGAGCGUUCCACUUAACCCCUUUCACUGGCCCCAAACACAGACCGAAGUUAUCAGCUGCAACAGAAAGGCUGCGCAUCAAAGUUAGACAUGCAGCGCUCAAGUCUAGACCAGCCUGACAAAGUCAGGUUGGGAAGACCAAACUAGACAAACCAGAACUGAUUGGCACAGGAGAGGCUUCAAGAAACCCCAAGAAUCCACUUCCGUUUGCAUGCCCACCCUUUGAGACACACAGAGCAAGAGAACUCGCAGCACCAGGUUUAUAUGGAGAAACGCGAGGAACACCCAGAUAAGGGGGGAAACAUUAUCAGUCCUAUGAAGAAUGAGUUCUACGCUGCAAUUAUGGACCAAGACGUGGAACUCACUUAAGAUAUGUCGAAGAAGUAUGGGAGCAACUGUCUAAUCCAGACACGAGACGAGGCAUCUGGGGAAGUUGUCUGCACGGGAUUUGCUGUCCCUCCCCUUCAUCUGGCUGCGUCCUACAGAAAGACAGGCAGCAUGCAGAGGCUGCUGUCAGCGGGGGCUGACGCUGAAAUGAGGGACAGGCUCGGGCGAACCCCGCUACACUUGGUUACAUCUGGCUGGCCCAACCUUCCUGACCCCCGGCCUAAACAGGGCUCCAAGUUCUGGAGGGCUCUGACUGGUGCGGAAAGGCAGGCGGAGGCCUGCUUACGACUCCUCUGCGAGCAUGGAGCUAACGUCAAUGCACAGGUGGAGGGAAAAAGCCCCCAGACAGCUCUCCACAUAUCAGUGCAGCACAAGGCGCUGUCUGCUGUCCAGAUUCUGGUCAGCUACGGUGCUGAUGUUGAUGCUGUGGACAGCAGUGGGAUGACGCCCCUGCACAUGGCAGCAGGGAUGCUCCAGAGGGACAUCAUAGCCAGCCUGGUGAGGCAGGGGGCCGAUAUUAACGUGGCGGUGCAGAAUUCCGGAAACACUCCUUUGCACUUAGCUGCGGUGGCAAUUGCUACAAAGAUGUCUAAAACUACAGACGAUGACAUCGGCUGCGUCUCUGAUCUGCUUGAGCUGGGAGCCAAGCCCGACGUAGCCAACGCGGCUGGAAUGACACCUCUGCACGCGGCGUGCGCGAUGGGCAGCAGGCAGCUGGCGGACGUGCUCCUGAGGCACGGGGCCGACGUCAAUAAGCCGAGCGAAGCCGGGGAAACCUGCCUGUUCCUGUUCCUGAACCACAGGCCGGACUUAAAGAGCCCAUCUCUGCUGAGCCGACUCCUCAGCCUGACCUCCCCGCUCACCAUCUCCAACCGGAGCGGCGGCCUGCCUUCAGCCUUGACAGAACCGCGGUUCUUUCGACAGAGAGAGCGACUUCUCAAACUGCUCCAGCAGCCGGGGAGACUUCAGGAUAUUUGCAAGAGGGAAGUCUAUUUAAAAUAUGUUGCAGGUGGGGAAGGGGAACUGAAAAAGGUGCUGCCUGACAGGCUGCUUGACUUUGUGUUCCGCCGCUGGGAUGUUCAACACAUUCUUUUUUGA